UAAUCAGGUCAGCCAGCUACUGCUCUCAGUGCAGUCCAACUCAUAUGAUCAUGUUUCUUUCAGUUGUGCUGCUAUGGAUCUGCGUUUUCUUUAUCAUCCUUCAGGUCAAAUCCAAGAGGCCAAAGAACUUCCCACCAGGACCCCCAGUCUUUCCCAUACUGGGAACCAUUUUGCAGCUGAGUUUAGAGAACCCCUUGAAGGACUUUGAGAGGCUGAGGAAGUCUUAUGGAGAUGUCUACAGUAUUUACAUUGGCCAGAAACCAGCUGUAGUCAUCAAUGGGCUGAAGGCCGUAAAGGAGGCGAUGGUGACUAAGGCUGCUGAUUUUGCUGGACGACCCCAAGACUUGUUUAUUAAUGAUGUCACCAAAAGGAAAGGUGUCGUUUUGGUAGAUUAUGGCUCUAGUUGGAGGGAACAUCGUCGCUUUGCUCUGAUGACUUUGAGGAACUUUGGUCUGGGGAAGCACUCAAUGGAGGACCGGGUUCAUGAAGAGAUAAAGUACCUCGUUAGUACGCUGAAAGAGAGCGUUGGUAAAACCAUGAGUCCUGGAGUUAUGUUUCACAAUGCUGCCUCCAACAUCAUCUGCCAGGUUCUGUUUGCGAGACGCUUUGAGUAUGAUGAUGCGCUAAUCAAACAGAUUGUUCAGUGCUUCACUGAGAACUCCAAGCUAGCCGUUGGACCGUGGGCUAUGCUCUAUGAUUCGUUCCCUAUAAUUCGUAACCUGCCACUGCCGUUUCAAAAGGCCUUUGAGAAUUUUGAGACUUAUGGGACUAUUGCAAUUGGUUUUAUCAAUGAGCACAAGAAGACCAGAGUCCCUGGAGAGCCACGAGACUUUAUUGACUGCUAUCUGGAUGAACUUGAGAAGAGAGGCAAUGACGGUUCUUCAUUUUCAGAAGAACAGCUCAUUAUGUACUCUUUAGAUCUUCAUGGUGCUGGGACUGACACCACCUCCAACACACUCCUUACUGCUUUCCUUUACCUUAUGACCUUCCCACACAUACAAGACAGAUGUCAGCAAGAGAUAGACCAAGUACUGGAAGGGAAGUAUCGGGCCAGUUUUGAAGACAGGAACGAGAUGCCUUACACCCAGGCUGUGAUUCAUGAAGUGCAGAGAGUUGCCAACACUGUUCCUCUCAGUGUCUUCCACCGCACAACUACAGACACAGAGCUCAUGGGAUAUUCCAUUCCCAAGGGAACAAUGAUCAUUGAGAAUCUGACCUCAGUGCUCAACGAGGAGGGACAGUGGAAAUUCCCUCAUGAAUUCAACCCUGAAAACUUCCUUGAUGACAAAGGAGAGUUUGUUAAACCAGAGGCCUUCAUGCCUUUCUCUGCAGGUCCUCGGAUGUGUCUCGGAGAGGGUCUGGCUCGCAUGGAGCUCUUUCUCAUUAUGGUGACUCUGCUGAGGAAGUUUAAAUUCAUCUGGCCCGAGGAUGCAGGAGAACCAGACUUCACUCCAGUCUUUGGGAUCACAAUGACUCCCAAACCUUACUGCAUGAAGGUCCAACUAAGAAGGCCACAGUGAGGCAGUGUGAAUACAAAGAAGCAGAUGGAAAUAGAAUGCCAGUUAGUUUAGAAAGGUCAUUUUAAAAUAGGAAAUACACUGACUCAUCCUGCUGGGAAUGAGAUGGGAUGAGACAGCAUUUAUGUAAUGGUUCUCAAAUGGUAGGAAACAGCAAAGGGAAAAAAUUAGAAAAGCAAAGCUGAAUGAGUCUGAUUUAUGUAGGAAAAAGACAAUAAACAAGAUGCUCACACACUCA
Maylandia zebra (zebra mbuna) is the source of this 1755-nucleotide messenger RNA. Its product is annotated as cytochrome P450 2D3-like. The record is from RefSeq and is a predicted model, not a curated record. Lineage: Eukaryota; Metazoa; Chordata; Actinopteri; Cichliformes; Cichlidae. Gene Ontology annotation, cellular component: cytoplasm; intracellular membrane-bounded organelle. Gene Ontology annotation, biological process: xenobiotic metabolic process. Gene Ontology annotation, molecular function: iron ion binding; heme binding; oxidoreductase activity, acting on paired donors, with incorporation or reduction of molecular oxygen, reduced flavin or flavoprotein as one donor, and incorporation of one atom of oxygen.